GCUUAGCAUUGGCUGUAGAGGUUCACGUACAGGUAACAUCGCUCGGUUUUCAAUUGUUUUGUUAUUGAUCGCCAACAACUAAAGACGUACGCUGGUCUUAACACUUAGGUUUUUCUUACGCAUUUUGACCAAUAAAAAAGUGUUUUUUGUGAAAAUUUAUUCGAAUUUUACCUGAUUUUACCUGAAAGUUCAAUAUCACUCAGCGAAUAUGAUGCGUUCCCAUAAAAUUCUUCUUAUUUUUGGCCUGUGCCCGAUCAUACUGACUUCUGCAUCACCAUUCUUCAAAACACUUCUCACAACAACAGAGACACCGACACACAUCAGCGAUUUCCGUAAUCUACCAAGGAGUGACUCACGUGCCAUAAAGCCGGACAUUUUCCCUGGUUUCGAUUUCCUGGAUGAACCAACGACAAUGCGACCAAAGACUCCGCUAGACUUUUACGGCAAGGUCAUCGGCGGGCUAGUCAACCGAGGUCGACAGACAUACGAACGGAUCGUGAACAAUCUGCAGAAAUUUGAAAUCAAUAGACGGGCCAGUCUGAGCCAGAAAUUGGAAUAUCUUCCGGUUGUUCAACGGAUCGUUGCGACUACGGAAAGUGUGCCAGAAUCAACGGAAUUUUUCGACGAAAAGUUUAAAUCGUCGAAAGAGCACAAUUGGCCAAAGAAAUACUUUUCGUCGAUUCUAACAGCCGUCGCUUUGAAUAAGCUUCGUAAUGCAUCAGAUCCGGAAUAUUUGAGCAAAGUUGUUGGUGCAACUGCCACCUAUAUAAAUCCACUGUUAAAUGUCUGGAAAAGAGCCACACUCCAGUUGAAUUUCAGACGUAACACAACCGUGCUGUAUCAACAGAAACACAACAAUGAUACCAUAAGCAACAUCACCUACCCAUCACCCACUCUACAACAGCCGACGAACGAAAGCAUUGGAGUAACAAAUCUUGUAUCGAACCCAUCAUCGUCAUUAGGUUUCCGGUAUGCAUUUUCAAAAUAUUUAAAUUUGAUCUCAAAAGGGUAUGGCGAUGCCGACGAAAAUGAGACAAUAGCAGAAUUAUCGGAUGGUGUGCCUUCGGGCGAUGUCAAUUUAAAUAAUAAUAACACGAUGGGUGUGAAUGCUGUUGCUUUUCCAAUCGAAAGAAUUGAUGAACGAAACGACGAUGAUGAUGAUGCCGACGACGACGACAUCCAAGCCAAUGACGAUAAUGACGAUGAGUUGAAUGAAAAUGGAAACGACGACAAUUUCGGAAUUUUCAUUUUGGAAAUUUUUGGUACAAUUGCUGGAUUGACUUGGGGUGCAUUUUCACAGUUACAGAAUCUGUUUGCACAGAAUGGAAAAAUGGCAAAUGAAUAGUAGAAUGUUAGAGAUGUAUAUUGAUAGGGAAGCUGAUGACGGAGACGAUAUGAUUCGGUUGUAAAUAUUUGGGUGAGUCGAAAUGUUUGCGAAUUAAAUAAAAUUUGAAUAAAUGAAUAUUCCGGAAAAGACAGGCCUUGCUAGUGAAUAAUGUUGGAGGAUUUUCUCUUUUUUGUAUUUCAGGGCUUUGAUUUUGAUUAGAAGUAGCAC
Bradysia coprophila is the source of this 1555-nucleotide messenger RNA. RefSeq lists its product as uncharacterized. Lineage: Eukaryota; Metazoa; Arthropoda; Insecta; Diptera; Sciaridae. The record is from RefSeq and is a predicted model, not a curated record.